This is a messenger RNA of Arachis ipaensis, 1176 nucleotides long. RefSeq lists its product as uncharacterized. NCBI's taxonomy places the organism in Eukaryota, Viridiplantae, Streptophyta, Magnoliopsida, Fabales, Fabaceae. The record is from RefSeq and is a predicted model, not a curated record.
AUGAAUCUGGAGGGAGUGGGAGACGAGGUAAGGUGCCGCGCUUUCUCGGUAACCUUGGCGGGACCUGCAAUACGGUGGUUCAAUAACCUCCUGCAGGGCUCAGUGAACGGCUUCGCGGAUACCAGCCACGCCUUUUUAGCCCAAUUCACAACCAGAAUUGCAAAAGUGAAGCACCCAAUCAAUCUGCUCGGGGUGACUCAACGACCUGACGAGCCGACCAGGAAGUACCUGGACAGAUUCAACGACGAGUGCCUGGAAAUCGACGGACUGACGGAUUCAGUUGCAAGUUUGUGCCUGACAAACGGACUCCUGAACGAGGACUUCAGAAAGCACCUCACCACGAAGCCGGUGUGGACCAUGCAGGAGAUUCAAUGCGUAGCCAAGGAGUACAUCAACGACGAAGAGGUGAGCCAAGUCAUGGCCGCCAAUAAAUGGCAGCCAGCCUACAGACAUGACCGUCACCUCGGGAACAGAGAAGUACAGAAGGAACACGCCAGGGACGGCGGUCCGAGUAAGGCGCCCAGGCCGUUCCCUCGGGUCGGGAAGUUCACCCAUUACACUCCCCUCACCGCACCAAUCAAGGAAGUGUAUCAACAAAUCACUAAAAAGGGGAUCUUGUCGAAACCCCGGCCACUGAAGGAGCGAACGGGGGGAAACAAGAGCCUUUAUUGUGAAUAUCACAAGGGAUACGGGCACAAGACCCAAGACUGUUUCAACCUGAAGGAUGCGCUAGAGCAAGCAAUCAGGGACGGAAAGCUUGCUGAAUUCUCCCACCUCAUUAGAGAGCCGAGGAGGUGGAAUCGCGACCACGAGGGUGAGGACAGGUCCCGGGCGACGAGGCGACGCCAAGAACCGAAAGGAGACGACCACGGUCUCACGGUGGUGAACGUAGUAACGGCAAGGAACACGGCCCCGAAGUCGAGGUCGGUACAGAAGAAAGACGCCAAAAUCCUGGCAGUCUCCUCUUCAUCUGCGAGAAGUUCCCAGAGGCUACCGGCCAUCUCUUUUGGGCCAGAAGACCAAUGGUUCGACGAGGCCCUGGAAAGUCCCCCCAUGGUCAUCACGGCCAGAGUCAGAACCGGUCUCGUCAAACGGAUCCUCGUGGAUACAGGGGCGGACUCAAACAUCAUGUUCGCAACGUAUUCGAUGCCUUGGGAUUGCGUGACGCCGACCUAG